AAGCUAAGGUUGUUUUAAACGUCCUCAAAGUAACAGAUGCUGCCCUGAGGAGCAGCACUGAAAGUCUCGAGCUUUUCAAGAUGUCGGGCUGAGAAAGUUUCUCUUGAGCGACGACGGGACGGAGCAGAAUGGGCCACCCGAACGUGCCACUCUCCUAUAAACAAGCCCGAGCUCACCGGGAUAAACGUGCGUCCAGUAGACUGCAGCUUUACACAGCAAACGAAAACUUGAACUAUGCACUGGGAGCCAUCCGAGUUCUUGGUGUGGAGCUGGUUGAAGAUGAGCUUAAACCUCAUCUGAACACGGUGCUGGCGAACAUUAAGGAGAGACAGAAAGGUGCUGCAGAGCAGGUAGUGAUCAGCGGGAUCCUGCCCAUCCUGGCGCUGUCUCUGAGGAGCAGAGGUCCUCUGACUCUGCUGACUGCAAAACUGGUGGCUGAGCUGGCCAAGGAAUCUGUGGUUCGUAAAGGUUUUGGCGAUGCAGGUUUGGUUACGGCUCUGCUGUCAGUCCUGACCAGCUCUAACGAAGAGCUGCUCAUCUACGCAGCAAAAACCAUCUCACACAUGUCUUACGACAACCCCAAGCAGCAAGAGUUGUUGCUUCGGCGAGGAGCGGCGCCACGUCUUGUCGCCAUCCUGCUUCGGUUUCCUGACAAGCAGGCUCUGGAGGAGGUGUGCCUCCUGGCUCUCUGCAACCUCAGCGGGAUGGGAGUGGCGGAGGAGGCUGGGAUGGUCUGGGAGAGGGGGGCGUCGGUGAGGCCCGGGGAGUGCGUGUUCCACGGCGUCGCCGCUCGCACCUGUGGCUUCGCCUCCUCGGCGACUUUGCUCCGCGUCUCCCAGUGGGGACCAGGUCAGUACGCGGUCAGCAUCGAGGACUUCCAGCGCUGCUCCUCCUCCUUCUGGAACCUUCACCGGAACAAACGGGCCCAUCACUGGUUCCCCUUCUUCAGUCUGGGCAGCUGUUCCAACAUGUUCAAGGUGAUGAACUUCUCCACGAGGAACGUCCCUCGAACCAAGAGUCUGAAGACUCGUGUGUUUCACACCUUCCUGUGACGGCCUGCAAACGGACCGGACCCCUGCUGGUGUACUCUGUGUCCGCCGAGGCUCAGAGCUGGGGCUCGUUGUAAAGAAUCCUCUGGACCCUGCAUGUUGACCCGGUGGGCCCGUCUUAGAUUUACAGUUUUGAUGCCUGUCAUCGUUACUUCCUGUUAACUUUAACUCAGUUUGGUUUAUAUUUUGCAUUAAGUCGCAGAAAAAUUACUUACAGAAAUAAAAUUCUCUUAGAGACUCUUUCUGAAUAUGUUUCAUAGUAAUGAUUACUAGGAGUAAGUAGUACAAUUUCUUACUUUUAGGUGUUAUUUUUAUUUAAAACAGGGUUAUGGAAAGACACGUACGAGCUGCCGGUUUGUUCACAAGUGCAUAAAAUAAAAUAUUUCUGUAACGUACUGGUAAUUUUCUACAACGUUCAUGUUUUUUAUCUGCAGCUGAACACGGAUUUGUUUUGUGAUUAACAUUUGUGUAAGUGUUGGACAUAUAAAUUACCCUUUAUUUUUUUAUUUGGGUGUUUCUAUACAUCACAGCUUCUCAUGGUCAGCUACUAAAAACAAUCUGCUGUUUUAUUGCUGCUUCACUGUGUGGCUGUGUCACGUGUGUCACCAGCAGAAUUCAUCUCAAUGUUACUACCUGUGCAAUAACCCGUAGUUUGUUAGUUGUGUGUAAUAUAUAUUAUGCAUUUAAGCUAAUAUUACU
Nematolebias whitei (Rio pearlfish) is the source of this 1748-nucleotide messenger RNA. RefSeq lists its product as uncharacterized. Gene Ontology annotation, biological process: positive regulation of GTPase activity. The transcript has 5 exons. The record is from RefSeq and is a predicted model, not a curated record. Gene Ontology annotation, molecular function: guanyl-nucleotide exchange factor activity; protein binding. NCBI's taxonomy places the organism in Eukaryota, Metazoa, Chordata, Actinopteri, Cyprinodontiformes, Rivulidae. Bases 129 to 1052 code for a protein of 307 amino acids. Gene Ontology annotation, cellular component: cytosol.